Molecule: messenger RNA, 2023 nt
Organism: Amphimedon queenslandica
Lineage: Eukaryota; Metazoa; Porifera; Demospongiae; Haplosclerida; Niphatidae
Product: electron transfer flavoprotein-ubiquinone oxidoreductase, mitochondrial-like
Exons: 12
Coding region: 75-1754 (559 amino acids)
Biological process (GO): electron transport chain
Cellular component (GO): mitochondrial inner membrane
Molecular function (GO): electron-transferring-flavoprotein dehydrogenase activity; iron-sulfur cluster binding
Source: RefSeq, a predicted model, not a curated record
GGGUGUGGUUUAUAGAAUUACACAAUAUUAUCUCUGUUGGCUGAAGAUUGUUAUUUCUCAGUUUUUUAAUAAUAAUGAUGCUCAGGAUCCUCAAGCAGGGUAGUACUGUAGCUCCAAGAGUGUCUCGACUAAUACAUUCUAGUCAUGGGCUAAGAGCUAGAGGAGUCACUCAUCCACAAAUCACCACCCACUAUUCAGUUGUUCCACGUCAUAAUGAUCCAAGAUGGGAGGGUAUUGAUAUGUCCCGAGAGGCUGAUGAGUGUGAUGUACUGAUUGUUGGUGCAGGGCCAGCUGGUCUAUCAGCAGCCAUUAGACUCAUGCAGUUGAGUGAGGAGAGUGGAGAGGAGAUAAGAGUCUGUGUUGUUGAUAAAGCUCCUGAGGUAGGAGCCCACACAUUAUCAGGUGCUGUCCUUGAGCCAAGAGCUCUUAAUGAGCUGUUCCCUGACUGGAAGGACAGAGAAGUAAGUGGGAAUCAUGGUAAUUAUGUGGUUCGAUUGGGUAAUUUUGUGAGGUGGUUGGGUGAACAAGCUGAGGCUCUUGGAGUUGAAGUAUAUCCUGGUAUAGCUGCUAGUGAGGUGCUGUAUCAUGACGAUGGGUCUUCAUUUGCUCGUGGUAUGGAGUUACAUUCUAAAGUGACAUUAUUUGGUGAAGGCUGUCAUGGUUCGUUGGCAAAGCAGUUAUACAAGAAGUUUGAUCUGAGAAAGAAUUGUAUACCACAGAGCUAUGGCAUUGGACUCAAGGAGCUGUGGGAAGUUGAUCCUAGCAAGCACAGGCCAGGUCAUGUUGAACACACUGUUGGUUGGCCAAUGGAUCGGAGGACAUAUGCUGGAUCAUUCAUGUACCAUUUAAAUGAAGGACCUCUUGUAGCAUGUGGCUAUGUGGUGGCAUUGGAUUACGCUAAUCCCUUCAUGAGCCCUUUUAAAGAAUUUCAGAAAUGGAAGACACAUCCUCACAUUCGCAAAGUGUUAGAAGGAGGAAAGAGGAUUGGGUAUGGAGCAAGAGCACUCAAUGAAGGAGGAAUACAAAAUGUACCUCAAUUAGCUUUCCCAGGAGGAGCACUGAUUGGUUGCAGUCCUGGUUUCAUGAAUGUACCGAAAAUCAAAGGGACGCAUAAUGUAAUGAAGACCGGAAUGCUAGCUGCUGAAUCGGCAUUUGAAGCUCUCGUUACAUCCAAGAGUAACAAUACACCUGGUUUAUUCUUGGACAAGUAUGAAGAGAGAGUAAAGAGCAGCUGGGUGUGGAAAGAACUGAAACAAGUACGGAACUUUAGGCCAUCGUUCAAUACACGUCUAGGACUCUAUGGAGGGAUUGCUUAUACCAGCCUCUUUGUUUUGCUCCGUGGGAAAGAGCCUUAUACUCUCCGCCCUCGUAAUCCUGACCACGCUCACAUUCGUCCAGCUGACCAGUGUAAUGUUAUAGAGUACCCAAAACCUGACGGAGUACUGACAUUUGAUCUCCUGAUGUCGGUAGCUUUGACUGGUACCAAUCACGAACAUGAUCAACCUGCUCAUUUAACACUGAUGGAUGAUAGCAUUCCAGUUGAGAGGAAUCUUAAGAUAUUCGAUGGACCGGAGGGAAGGUUCUGUCCUGCUGGGGUCUAUGAGUAUGUGCCUGUUGAUGAAGGGGAGGGUAUGAGACUACAGAUUAAUGCACAGAACUGCAUACACUGCAAGACCUGUGAUAUAAAGGACCCUAGUCAGAACAUUAACUGGGUCCCACCUGAGGGUGGCGGCCCUGCUUAUUCUGGCAUGUGAUGAACUAUGUACUGUAACCAAUCACGAACCUUGAUAACCUGAAUGUUAAUGUUAUAUUAUUUUUUAAAAAUAAUUAUGAUCAAAAUUUAUGUAUUAUUUUGUGGAAUUUAUAAUGACGAAAUGAUGCAAUGAUACAAAGGUUGAAGUCUACAUUUGUGUGCAUACUGGAAAUUGGAACUUCCUUUCAUGUCUAGACUAAGUUUGUUACUCUAUAUUGUCUUUUUAUAGCCAUCUUUUGAUUUUACAACACUUGUUAUAAAAUAAUUAAA